Messenger RNA from Neurospora tetraspora, 943 nucleotides. RefSeq lists its product as uncharacterized. Bases 8 to 745 code for a protein of 245 amino acids. Lineage: Eukaryota; Fungi; Ascomycota; Sordariomycetes; Sordariales; Sordariaceae. The record is from RefSeq and is a predicted model, not a curated record. The transcript has a single exon.
CAGGUACAUGAAGGAGGUCCAUCGUGAUCAGUUUGUUAUAGUGGAUCACCAAACCAUGAUCCAACAAGAGCGAGAGAUUCCCUUGCCACGCUCUCAUCAGACUCGGCGAACUAAGGCAGUUGCAUUCAAAGCACGUUUGGAGGAGCACCAUAUCAAACAAGUCAAGCAGAUCAUCCGCAUGCUAGUCCAAGACUAUGGCCUGGACCUUAACGCUCUCCUUUUCGACAGAUCCACCAAUAAAGAAGAAGAAGAAGAGGAGGACAGCGAAGAGGAGGAAGAGAAAGAACAAGUCACGCCCUUAGAGUACCUGGUUGGUAGCAACUGGCCAAUGGCAGAACAUCUGAUCCAGCUGCUGGUCGACCUAGGCGCUCGACUUGAUAUCCGAAACGGAGAAGGCCACAUUCCUCUUGUAUACUGCUUAUGGGUGGAGCAGUUGACCACCGAAGCUCUGAAGAAGGGCAUUCACAGUCGUACGCUCAUUCGCCCGCAGACGAUUCGUGCGCUCAUUCAGUCUUGCGGUUGGGCGAACAUUAGGCUGGAUGAGAAGUAUACGUGGGGAAGGGAGGAGUUGACGCUUGGCCGGAUUCUGGAGAUCCGGUUCCCGGGGUGGAAGCCCCGUGAAGGAUGGAAUAAUAGGGCGUUGUGGAAAGAUCUUGUUCGGCACCUUUCGGACCGCUCAGAGUUGGAGGAGGAUACUGAAAUCGACCCCCCCUCAUUCUCAACAGGCGGCACCACAAACGACUAGGCAGCAGCGCUUACUUCAGUCACUCAGCCGUUUCAGCGGCUAUGAGUGGGCAGAUUAGACCGUCCCAUUUAGGCACAAGGAUGUGGGGCAGUUCUUGUCGAUUGGCUGAGAGCUGCAUACGAGGGAGCUGGUCAGGACUGCGAAACAGGGAGAUGCCUGCCAAGAGUGGGCGGCGUUCGACGAGCCAACCACCGCUCU